GUCUCAGUCCGAGAAGAGAAAAGGAUGGAAGGAUCCUGUUCGUAAUGUCGCCAACCUCCUGUAAAGGAGACGGCGUAAUAAAGAAGAAGAAUAUAGACCUUGGUCCUGCCCUGUCUUUAUGAAAAUUAAGGUAUCCUUUGAUGUUUUCUAUACUGAGAAUGUUAUUAUUUUAUAAAUUCAUAACAUAUGAUGGUUAACACUCAAGUUUAUGUCGACGAUUUCAGUGAUGUGUUGUCAAGAAGACGUGAUAUUUGCCAGCACAAACUGCAAAGAUAACAAAGGAACUUAUGUCCAGUAAUUGUCAGAUUGGAUUUUCUUGUACAGAAAUUCAGUUACAUAACUUUUGUUCAAAUCCAUUGAGCAAUUAAUUUUUACCGUUCUUUAAAGAAGUCGGGCAUCUUGUGCACACAACAGUGAACAACGAAAGAUCAUUUAUAAUAGAUCUCAUAAUUUGCUGAUGUGGGAAGUAUCUUGCAAAUUAGAAACCAUGUUCUUUUGCCCUGUACGUAAAAUAUUUAGUCUCGCGUUAAAAAGUUCAUACGUGCUUGUUACAUAAGUGUUUCGGUGUGUUUGACGUAAUGAACGUAAGUUAUUCUUUCGAAGGGGGAAGUGGAAACUAGUUACGUCAGUCCAUUGCUCAUCUACGGGAAUAUUGCAUUCAUAGAGACGUACUUGUCAACUAGAGUACAGCAAGGUAACAUGUCGGCAUUAUUUACUUUGCUUUGUUAAAGUUCGCAAACAAAUUUAGAUGUUCCUGUUUUAUAUUGAUGUACCAGUAUAUAAGAUAAAAUCUCAUUAAAUGUGAUGACUUGAGUGUUUUAUCAGUCAGUUUUAAAUUUAUUUGUCUUCAAGUUUCUUAUCUAAAAGCGUAAAUAUUUAAACAACUCGUACAAAAUCUUAAUUUUUCCUGUUGUUUGGGUAUAAAUCUUUUUCUGUCACCUCGAAAGAAUAACAUUUUGAGGGUGUUUGAUAAAAACGUACUAAUGAGAUAGUUUUGACCAAGAAAUUGGAAGUUGGUGGAGACAAUUGCGUGAUUGGGGUUUUAAUAAAUUCCACUCUUUGCCAAAUAUUAUUAGAUUGAUCAAAUGGGGAGAAUGAGUUGAUGAGACAUUGUAGCAAACAUGGUAAAGAUAGAAAUACAAUCAUAAUUUUAAUUUGAGUGCCUCAAGUGAAAACAAUGGCACGGAAAGAAAAAUAAUAUUAAAAUGGGUUAAAUAAAUCGGGGUGUAAGGUACGCACUGAAAUUAUCUUAAAACACAGGACAGGGUUGAGUUCGUCGUAGGGAAUCUUUUAAAUAUUUGGCUACUUCUAAUUUAACUUUAAUUACAAAUAGUCGUGUAUUUGUAGUUAUAAAAUAAUAAUUGUUUAUUAAUCGACAAUAAUUUGCGUUAACAGGUUUUGUACCAGAUUUUCAGGAAAAAUGACCGAGUUAACAAAGGAAGAGAUCCUGGAUUCUAGAAAGACAGAUGUAUUCAAUAAGGAAGAUGAAACUUCUAAAAAAAAUACGAAGAUAAUGACUUUCAAUUUCCUUCUCAAUGCAUUUUUCCUUUUGCCUCCUGAUGGUGCGACACCCUUUGUAAAUCUCGUGUACAAAGUCAUUAGAACGAGCAUUCUCGUGAUAGACGUGAUAACAUUGUCGUGUCAAUUGAUCGCAAUAGUUGCUCACUGGGGAAAUAUUCCCUUAAUCGCAUCAACUAUGAGCGUUAUGAAUGGCUUGACUGUCUCCUUCAUCACCUGCAUAUAUUUCAUUCUGAGCAAAACUAAAUUUGUGGGACUCGUAGAUUUGUUGAGAACUGAAUUCGUGUCCAAGGUAAAAUCAAAAUAUAUCAGAUUCAUUCAGAACGCGGAACGCCAAGUCAAAAUCGACGUUUUACUCUCCACUCCCAUAGUUCUGACCUGCUGUUUUAUGUGGACAGUCCUACCGCUUUUAAAUAGCAAUCUGAUCUCAAAUGUUGAAGAUAAAAAUAUUACCACAGCGGAUCAUUAUUUGGAAAGGAUGAUAUUUGUGAUGUGGGCGCCUUUCGAGACUAUAGAAUCGCCUCAGUAUGAAAUAGUUUUUCUAUUACAAUUUGCCAUUGUAUCUCUAGCGAUAAUGCAACUGUACGCUGUUGAUAUCAUGUUCCUCUGUCUGAUGAGUCACGCAGCAGCUCAGUUCAAGGUACUGCAAGUAAUGCUGGAUGACAUGGACCAGAACAUUUCUGAAAAUGACUUGCAAACUGCAAAAAUCGUGGAUUAUGAACAUGUUACCACAGAUGAUAGUUUUAGGAACACAGCGCACGGAUCCAUUUCUCUCCGGUCACGGAUUCAAAUAGACGAUAACUCUGAAAAUCCCGGUGCUCAGAUGACAUACCCAAAAGAUGAUCAGAUGUUCGAAGAUCAGUGCAGAGACUAUCUUGUUAAAUGCAUCAAAUAUCAUCAAGCCAUAAUUGAGUUCGUCGAUUAUUUGAACGAAGUGGUCAGCUUUCCGACCUUCUUAAAGAUAGUGAACUUACCAAUUUUGAUCUGCAUGACAGGUUUUCAAAUGACACAGACUGUUGGUGACCAAAAACAUUUCUUCAAGUUCGCCUCCUUGUUAGCUGGGUCGUUGUACUUAAUAUUCUCUUAUUGCUGGUUCGGACAACAAGUGAUAAACGAGAGCGAGGAGGUGGCGACUGCAUUAUACGGCACAGAUUGGUACAACCAGAAGCCAGGGUUUAAGCGCCUCUUACCUCUUUCCAUCAUGAAGGCUUCGAGGCCGGUAAAGGUGAAGGGUGGAGUCUUCUAUGACAUGUCUUUCGUCACGUUAGCCUCGAUUGUGAACGUAUCCUACUCGUAUUUCACGAUGCUCAUUCAGCUGAACGACUCGUAGAAAGAAGAGGGAAGAAGCUAGAUAUGACGAUUAUUGUAAUCACAAUAUUAUUUGCGAUAGUACUAGUCGAUAUAUCGAAAGAAUAUCUUGUAAUUAUUUUCGUAGACUACUUAGUGGCAUUUUUAGAGCUCCACAAACCUUGUGAAAGAUUUUUAAUGGUAAAUAGAAUAAAAUAGGGUUGUCAUCUAUUCUGAUGGUUCUGAGGUACCAUUAUUGAAUUUGUAUUUUGAUGCAGAUGUCAAAAAAUACAUUCGCAGACUUUGGCCAAUCAACAGAUUCCAUCCGACGGUUUGUUUUUGCGAGGUCUAUGCCUGAUAUUCAAGUUUUCGGUAAUAAAAUAAAAUUUAACGUAUUGGAAAAAUUUUUUUUUACGAAUUUACAAGAAUGAAUAUUGAAUUUUAUAAUAACAAUUACAUUUUAUUGGCAUCUGACGAGGUGUUAAUAGUAGGCAUUCUAAAGCAAGACUUCAAAAGUCAUUAUAGAAUUCUGGUAAAAGUGUAAUAUCUGCGUAUAGAAUAUUCACGAGGUAUGUAAAUACAUGUUCUGUUUCUUGUCUUUGGUGUUAAUGAUGUACAUUUUUGCAACCUGUAUUUUAUUCUCGUGUCCUUCAGAAUCUGAACCGUUCCAGUACUAUAUACAGGGUGUUAAAGAAUGUGAGAUAAUUUCAUUUUUGAAUCCUUAACUUCGAGAUAAAGUGGGAGAUAACACGCUAACGAGCACCCAUGCCUAAUUAUACGAAGUAAUUAAUGUCUAACAAGUGUUGUGGCAUCCAAUAUAAAAUAACAUCUAUAAAAUUCAGACUACUUAUAGCCAACUGGGAUGUAUAUUUCUGUGAGAUAUCUGAAUAUAUUGA
Zootermopsis nevadensis is the source of this 3701-nucleotide messenger RNA. RefSeq names its product 4-vinylanisole receptor. Lineage: Eukaryota; Metazoa; Arthropoda; Insecta; Blattodea; Termopsidae. The record is from RefSeq and is a predicted model, not a curated record. Gene Ontology annotation, molecular function: olfactory receptor activity; odorant binding. Gene Ontology annotation, biological process: sensory perception of smell; detection of chemical stimulus involved in sensory perception of smell. Gene Ontology annotation, cellular component: plasma membrane.